Alternaria postmessia is the source of this 855-nucleotide messenger RNA. RefSeq lists its product as uncharacterized. Bases 1 to 855 code for a protein of 284 amino acids. The record is from RefSeq and is a predicted model, not a curated record. Gene Ontology annotation, molecular function: protein binding. The transcript has a single exon. Lineage: Eukaryota; Fungi; Ascomycota; Dothideomycetes; Pleosporales; Pleosporaceae.
AUGAUGGAUCUUCAGCAUCAAUCCCAUUUCUCUGCCUUUACGCGCUUCUCCGAUAUGCUCAAGGACACGACUAAUCGGCGCAAACAAAGCGCAUCCGGCCACUCCAUCCGCAAUCCUUCCAUCACAGCUCUGCCCGUAGACGCAGACGCCUCAUCAAUGCGCUCCUGGGACUCUGAGAUGUCGCGAGACAGUCGCCGCAGCAGCAUAGGCAACUACGCAGACCGUGUGCGCCAAAUGUUCGACAGAACAUCCACCACACACCACGGAAACGGACAAAGAAAGGGUAUGACAGACCUCCCCGCCGAAGUACUCCAGACCAUAUUCAUCCACCUCGAUUUCUGGGAUUUGCUUCGUGCCAAGCGCGUAUGCAACGUGUGGCGGCAACUCAUCCCUGGUGACUCUCCUUUACUAGCGGAAAUGCUCUACUUGAAGCCGUCCCGUGGGUUACAAAUAUAUAAUAUGGUCCCUACUACUUUUGACCUUGAGCUCGAGAUUACGCCGCAAAGCAUAGAGGAUGGAUUCCAGCCUUCUGGAACGCGUUUUUCCGUCGGCGUACGCAAUGAGAUCAGCCUAAUGAGGAGAUGCUUGGGCCUUAUACGGACCAGUCAGGAGAUUGUUUUCCAUCCCGUGGUUAUGGAUUUUAAUGUUUGGAUUAAGAACGAGAAGGUCAUGGGGGCGAAGGAGGGGUCGUGGAGGGACAUGUUGGUUUCUAUGCCGCCAUUGAGAGAACUUACAUUGAGGCAUGGUCGAAAGAGAAAUGUGGUCAAGGUAUUGACUGCGGGAGAAGAUGAGGAUGGAGUUCGGUUGGGUGCGCUAUUUGAUGUCAUGGACGAGUGGAUGCGGAGGAUGAUAUAA